Punica granatum (pomegranate) is the source of this 1203-nucleotide messenger RNA. Lineage: Eukaryota; Viridiplantae; Streptophyta; Magnoliopsida; Myrtales; Lythraceae. The record is from RefSeq and is a predicted model, not a curated record.
GCCGCCGGGAAGGCAAGCCUGCCGAGCCCCACUCUGCUCCUUGCUUGUCUUCUCUCCGCUCCUUUUCUUUCUCAUAAAAGCUCAAAGCUCCUCUCUUUGAUUCAUUGAAUUUUUUUUUUUGCCCUUUUUUUCUACCAUAAAAAACCGAUUCUUAUUCACCUCUCGAUUGCGUAAGUUAAGGCCCUCUUAAUUUCCUUUGAUUCAAUUAAAAAUCUUGGAGACCCGACAGAGUUGGAAAAGGCAAUGGAGUGUGCAUGAGACCAGACGCUUUGUGAUUCUGAAUUCUUGAUUGUUCGGUCGGUCCCAACCUUUUGUUACCGAUUCAAAACCAGGAACAAGGUUGUCCCUUUAAGCAUUCUCGGCCCUUUUUAUCCUUUUAUGGGUGGUGGGUGUGGCUGCUAUCUUGUUGUUUCGAUGUUCUUGGAUUGAAACUGCCAAAUAAACUAGAAACAGAAUAACAGAUUUUGUGGGCAAACUGGGAUAUGGAAGAAGGAGACGAUAUGAGAAGCAAGUUCAAGAGGGUCUGUGUCUUCUGCGGAAGCCAGUCGGGGAACCGGAAAGUCUUCAGUGAUGCUGCUCUCGAACUGGGCGAUGAACUGGUGAAGCGGAAGAUCGAUUUGGUUUAUGGCGGAGGAAGUGUGGGCUUGAUGGGCUUGAUAUCCCAGAAAGUGUACGAUGGAGGGUGCCAUGUUUUGGGGGUCAUUCCGAAAGCCCUCAUGCCUCUUGAGAUAUCUGGUGAGACUGUUGGAGAAGUGCAGAUUGUCUUAAAUAUGCACGAGAGAAAAGCAGUAAUGGCUCGAGAAGCCGAUGCCUUCAUCGCUCUCCCUGGAGGAUACGGAACCAUGGAAGAGCUGAUGGAAAUGAUAACAUGGUCCCAGCUCGGUAUUCAUAAGAAACCGGUUGGUCUGCUGAAUGUGGAUGGCUACUACAACAGUUUACUUGGUCUGUUUGACGACGGCGUUAAAGAAGGUUUCAUCAAGCCCAGUGCCCGGGAAAUAGUUCUCUCUGCGCCAACGGCUCAAGAACUCUUGGAGAAGAUGGAGAAUUACACCCCAUUGCACAAACAUGUUGCUCCUCAUGAGAGUUGGAAAGUGGAGAAACUCGGAGACUAUUCGAGGAAAUAAGAAGUGGGACGCCAAGAUUUACAGCUAAGGUAGGCAUGUUUUUUUAGAACAGUGGUGCCUCAAUUACUGGAAUUGUGCA